This is a messenger RNA of Oldenlandia corymbosa var. corymbosa, 1401 nucleotides long. The record is from the annotation of a GenBank genome assembly. Lineage: Eukaryota; Viridiplantae; Streptophyta; Magnoliopsida; Gentianales; Rubiaceae.
AUGUCAAGUGCGAUCAUCUGGGUUCUGAUUUCUGCCACUACCAUAUUUCUGGCAUUGGGGUUGAAUCUGAUCUUAACCGUCAUCGGUUGUCGUAGCAAUCAAAAGAGGGCUGUUGGAUUUUUCCAUCCUUACACCAAUGAUGGCGGUGGUGGGGAAAGAGUUCUUUGGUGUGCCAUCAAGGCCAUCCAAGAUGAAUAUCCUGAUCUUGACUGUGUUAUAUACACUGGGGAUCAUCGUGAUGCUUCUCCCGGAAGCCUCUAUGGUCGAGCCUUUAAUCGAUUUGGGGUCAAGCUGCUCUACCCUCUUAAGGUGGUGCACCUUUACAAGAGGAGAUGGGUUGAAGAAGCAACCUAUCCUCGUUUUACAAUGAUUGGUCAAAGUCUUGGUUCAGUGUAUCUUGCAUGGGAAGCUUUAUGCAACUUCACUCCUUCAUAUUUUGUAGAUACCAGUGGAUACGCCUUUACAUAUCCAGUGGCCAGGAUGUUUGGAUGCAAAGUUAUUUGCUAUACUCAUUAUCCAACAAUCAGUUUGGACAUGCUUUCCCGUGUUCGUGGAAGGAAUUCUAUGUACAACAACGAUGCUUCAAUUGCUAAUAGUAAGUUGCUAUCCCGUGGCAAAAUUGUAUAUUACACACUUUUCAGCUGGAUGUAUGGGAUCGUUGGCUCAUGUGCACACCUGGCAAUGGUCAAUUCUUCUUGGACAAAAUCUCAUAUUGAAAAGCUCUGGGGAAUUUCAGAUCGAAUUAAGCUUGUCUACCCUCCAUGUGACACUUCAAGGCUUCAGGCACUUCCAUUGGAGAGGUCUAUGACACCACCAAAGAUUAUUUCUGUGGCCCAAUUUCGUCCAGAGAAGGCACAUCCCAUUCAGCUUGAGGCAUUUGCUGUUGCUCUAAACACGUGUGAUGUGAACUUGGCUAGACCAAAACUUCUGUUUGUGGGUAGCUGUAGAAAUGAAGCCGACGAAAAAAGGUUGCAGAAGUUGAAAAAUCAAGCUGUUCGACUGAAUGUGGCAGAGGAUGUUGAGUUCCAUAUUAAUGUGAUGUAUAGUGAUUUGGUGAUGCUUUUGGGCGGGGCGGUUGCUGGGAUACAUUCUAUGACCGAUGAGCACUUCGGCAUCUGUGUAGUGGAGUACAUGGCUGCAGGCGCAAUUCCAAUUGCUCAUAAUUCGGCAGGCCCAAAAUUGGACAUUGUGUUAGCAGAAGAUGGGGUACAAACUGGAUUCCUAGCCCAGAAUGUGCAUGAAUAUGCGGAAGCCAUUGUUAAAGUCCUUGAGAUGCCUGAAUCCGAGAGACUGUCAAUGGCAGCGGCAGCCAGGAAUCGUGCAGCAAGAUUCUCAGAAGAUAGAUUUUUCGAUCAUUUUAAGGCGUCCCUGAAGCCAAUCAUGAAUCCAAUUUCUAAAUGA